GAUCAAUCAAUUAGUUGACAAAUUUGAUAUUCUGGAUAUUAAGAUGAUACAAAACUUUCAGGUAAGAGAGGGCAGUAUAAUAGUAACUUAUGAAUUGGUGAUGAUAGAUGGUGCUGAUGUUUCUCUUGUUGACAUGGCCCAGUUAAUGGAAAGUGAGAUUAAAUCAGGUAACUUGAAGUUGUCUUACAAAAAUCAUGAUUUGCCACUUGACCUUGAGUCAGUAGAGUUUGAUAUGCAGCGUGCAGAUUCAACUAAGGGUGGUAAAUCAAAUAAUACUACUGUCAUCGCAUGUGUCGCUGUGUUAUUGGUUCUAUGUGCAGUGGCAGCUGUGGUUGGAGUUUUGGUUUACAGACGGCAAUGUAGACCUGGUGGUUCAUCUGGUGCAAAAUAUGUUCGAAGCUUAAAUGGACCUGAGGUGUCUUUCUCAAAUGAUUCCUACGAUGUCCCAGGUGGUGCAUCCCAAAUAUAAAUCAGGAUAUUCCCAUGAAGCAUCCAUAUGAUUCACUAUUCCGUCUUAUUAUGUUUCCUAUGAAAGUUGAUACUCGUCCUUUGUGGCUGAAAGUAAGAUGUGUGAUGAUGUGUUUCAGUUAAAUUUUGACAAAAAGUACUUGGUUGUCAAAUUAAUGUUUAAUAUGUUCAAUCUACUCCAGGAGAUGAACACCAAGGUUGGUGUUUUGAGUUGUUUUACACUGGCAGUGGACACCUAUUGAAAACAAAGUUCGUCAAAGCAUUGUUACAAGUCAUCAGCACUUAAUAUCCACUUUAUGUCCAUUAAUGUAGAUUAAUGAACUUUCAUUAUUAUCAUUUUACAAUGUCUUCAACAUUCAAGACUUACAUUGAAACCAAUACAAGUGCCUUUAUUUACAUGUAAAAGAAUAUAGUUUUUUUUCCCUUUGGUGUUUUUAGACUUGUACAUGUUGUAUAAUAGUAUAGGACAAUUGUAUAUGACAAGACGUACAUUUAAUAACAGGUAAUUAUUAUGUUCCAAAUAAAUGUUAUGCCAUUCAGCUAAUUGAUAUUCAUGGGUACAGUUACCCCUGGUAUAUCUGAUUUACCAUGGCGACAUUUGUAGUCAUUUGAACAAUUGAUUACAAAAACAAUGUUACAUAGGGAUCUAUAACAUGUAUGUACUCGGUAAUUGUAUUCAUCCACCUGACACACCAAGCACUAGCACAAUCUAUAUCCAAUAUAUAAACCUUUCCAUGUCUUGUCUUUUUAUAUUAAUAGAAUUUUUUGCAAUUUGUCAAAACAUUUACAUUGUGGGUACGCAACCAUUUUGUCUUUUUUGAUAGAUUUGUAUGUAAUUAAAUUGAUUUGAAUCAUGUCUAUUAUGUAUGACUAUUUUGGUCUAAAAUUAACAAAUACAUUUUUGUGAAAUUCAUAAAAUGCAUAUAUAUAUCACCAAAAGUUGGUGGAAAAACUAAUGAUAUUCAAAGUUUAAAACAGAAAUGUGAUGGAUUAUUGAGGUAAGGUUGGAAGAUCUGUUC
Molecule: messenger RNA, 1487 nt
Organism: Saccoglossus kowalevskii
Lineage: Eukaryota; Metazoa; Hemichordata; Enteropneusta; Harrimaniidae
Cellular component (GO): extracellular region
Molecular function (GO): serine-type endopeptidase inhibitor activity
Source: RefSeq, a predicted model, not a curated record